CUCUGCUCCUGUCAACAUGGCUCAGAACUUUUACGACCUUUCAGCCAAGCUGCUGUCGGGUGACAAUCUCAAUUUCUCCUCGCUGAAGGGAAAAGUGGUGCUGGUCGAGAACGUGGCGUCUCUCUGAGGCACGACGGUCAGGGACUACACUCAGAUGAACGAGCUCCACUCCAAAUACUCGGAGAAGGGGCUUGUUGUGCUGGGAGCUCCCUGCAACCAGUUCGGCCAUCAGGAAAACGACAAGAACGAAGAAAUCCUGAACUCCUUGAAGUACGUACGUCCUGGGAACGGCUUCGAGCCUCACUUCCAGCUACUGCAAAAGAUUGACGUGAACGGCAAGGAUGCGCACCCCCUGUUCGUGUUUCUCAAGGAGAAGCUUCCCUUCCCCAGCGACAACCCUACGGCCUUGAUGACCGACCCCAAGUUCAUCAUCUGGAGUCCCGUGUGCAGGAACGACGUCUCCUGGAACUUUGAGAAGUUCCUCAUCGGCCCCGAUGGGAAACCGUUCAAGCGCUACAGCAGGAGCUUCCUGACCAGCGAUAUCGAGGCUGACAUCAAAGAGCUCCUCAAGAACGUGAAGUAAACCGUCUUGGCACAGGAUGGUCUCAGAGGAUGUUGUGAGCUGAUAUAGAUAUGACACGGCCACUCCUGUCUUAUCGACGUACAGCCUGGCAGUUUGAAUUCAGCUGGCUGUGCUGACUUGGUUAGAGUUCGAGUGUUUUGUAGGAGGUUUACUCUAUGAAGGCACCACUUGAAAUCUGUAUUGAGGGUGGUGGCGGAUGUGAACGUAAACACUUAUUAUUAACAGCCGUAAUUUAGCCAUGUACAGCAGAGCUCAGCUUCUCCAUCCAACCGUAUGAAAACAAAUAAACCUUACAACAAAUUCA
Molecule: messenger RNA, 887 nt
Organism: Ictalurus punctatus (channel catfish)
Lineage: Eukaryota; Metazoa; Chordata; Actinopteri; Siluriformes; Ictaluridae
Gene: gpx1a
Product: glutathione peroxidase 1a
Exons: 2
Biological process (GO): response to hydrogen peroxide; hydrogen peroxide catabolic process; glutathione metabolic process
Cellular component (GO): cytosol; mitochondrion
Molecular function (GO): glutathione peroxidase activity
Source: RefSeq, a predicted model, not a curated record